AUGUCACACCCAACAACACAGAAGCUCAAGAGAGCUGCGCGCAUCAUCCUCGUCGGGGCUCCCGGGGUCGGAAAAGGCACCCAGAGCGAACGCUUGCUCGCCCGGUUCCCCCAACUGGCUUCAAUUAGCUCGGGAGAUCUGUUGCGCGAGAAUGUGCGACAGAAGACACCCCUCGGCCUUCAAGCCGAGGCCGCCAUGCAGUCCGGCAACCUCGUCCCGGACUCCAUGAUCCUCAACCUGAUCUCCUCCGAAUUGAAGACCAAGGGCUGGCUCCCAGAAACUUCAUCCUCAUCUCCCGGACUAUCCCCCUCCGCCUCAUUCAUCCUCGACGGCUUCCCGCGCACCGCAGCGCAAGCAUCCAGCCUCGACACCCUCGUCCCGGUCAACUUCGUCGUGCACCUCCUCACACCACCGUCCGUGAUCCUCGCGCGCAUCGCAUCGCGCUGGGUGCAUGAGCCCUCAGGCCGAGUGUAUAAUACGGAUUUCCAUGCACCCAAAGUCCCCGGGAAAGACGACGUCACGGGCGAGCCCUUGACGCAGCGCGAGGAUGACUCCAUUGAUACGUGGAAGCAGCGGCUGCGCAAGUUCGAGGAGACGAGCAAGGCGCUGUUGGAACAUUACGAUCGACGUGGGUGUCUCUGGCGCGUUGAGGGUAACUCCAGCGACGAGAUCUCGCCUCAGUUGAUUGCCGAGGUUGAGCGGAGGUUCUGCUAG
Molecule: messenger RNA, 714 nt
Organism: Penicillium lagena
Lineage: Eukaryota; Fungi; Ascomycota; Eurotiomycetes; Eurotiales; Aspergillaceae
Product: adenylate kinase ADK2
Exons: 2
Coding region: 1-714 (237 amino acids)
Biological process (GO): nucleobase-containing compound metabolic process
Cellular component (GO): cytoplasm; mitochondrion
Molecular function (GO): AMP kinase activity; ATP binding
Source: RefSeq, a predicted model, not a curated record